Messenger RNA from Vanderwaltozyma polyspora DSM 70294, 1806 nucleotides. RefSeq lists its product as uncharacterized. The transcript has a single exon. The record is from RefSeq and is a predicted model, not a curated record. NCBI's taxonomy places the organism in Eukaryota, Fungi, Ascomycota, Saccharomycetes, Saccharomycetales, Saccharomycetaceae. Bases 1 to 1806 code for a protein of 601 amino acids.
AUGGAGUCACCUACAAGUGAUCAGAUACUCAAGCUAUCUGUGUUUGAUUCGAAUGGUGAUAGGAAAGAAGGGUUACCAGGUGGCUCUUUGAGAAGAGAUGGUAAAAUUGUUCGGCAGUCUUCCUCAUCUUGGGUUCAAGAUUUUAUUGAUCCCUUGCCUACUGAUAAGGAAGAACGUAUUAGAAAAGCAAUAGAAUUUAUGCAAGUUGAAUCUUCAGUAAAUGUAGAAGGUCGAAAUUCUAAGAAACAUUCAAUUAGACAGAUUGCUUUGGUUUUCCAAAUACCGAAAUCUACACUUUACGAUAGAUUAAAAAGUAAUAGUAAUAGUACAAACAAAAAUGCUGGUAAUACUGAUAAACUAGGUGAUAUAAACUGUAGUUCUGGAUCAGUUGACAACGGCAAUGUUAAUGCUAAAAGGCGGAAAGUUGGCAGUAGAUCCAUUGUUAGUACUACUGGUGGUUCUGCUGCUAACUCUCUGAGGUCACAUGCCCAACAGAUGAAACUUAGCGUAGAGAGAGAAGAGUUAUUAAUAAAUCAUAUCAGGAAUAUGAAUCAUGCUUUGGGUAAUACAAUGAAGACUAGUAAAUUAAAGGAAUUCAUAUUUUCUCUAACUGAAGAUAUUUUUUUGGGGAAAAAAUGGGUACAAAAUUUCAUUAAAAGAAAUGAACAUUCUAUCAUAUAUGGGUCGGUAAAUAGUCAACAUAAUAUUCAAAUUUCGAAUUUAAAAAAUUCAAUUAACAACUUCGAAUUGUUGUGGGACUGUUUCCUACCUUUAUACAAAGAAACUAUAAAUGGACUAAAACAACGUAAUGAACCUUUUUACCUCAUUGUUAAGUCAUGCAUUCACGAACAAAGUAUGUCAAGUUUAUUUACUUGUUUAAAAAUAUCACCAGUAGAUUUCGAAAUAGAAUUGAUUGGCACACCUUUAGUUGUACUCUUUGCAGACUACUAUGGUAAGAAUAUCAACGUUGUUUCGGUAGACAAUACAGAUAACACUGAAAAUACUUUGAAGAAAUCAAAAACAUCUAAAGAUGAUAAGUUGAAAAAAGAAUUCAAGUUAGAUAAAUUAAAUGAAACUUUCAAGUCUAUAUAUUCAAAUUGCGUAUCUUUACAUGAAGAUAACGGAACUGCAAAUGUACCAAUGGUAUUUUUUGAAGGAUUUCAACUCAAUUACAAUUGGGAGCCAUUGCAAUGUAAUGAGCUGGUUACAAGUGGGAAAUUUAUUUCAUUCCCAUGGAAUCAAUCUAUCACACGAGAUGAAAUAGUGGCUUUGUAUAAUGAGCAGAUGAGCACUACGUUAGAAACUCAAACAACUUUUGACAACGCUACUAAUUUCAAAGUAACAGGAAUUGAACUAAAUACCAGCAACACUUUUACUUUUGAUAAAAUCAGAGACAUCUUACUAAGGCUAUACGACUCAACUGAGAGAGUGCGGAUACCAAUUACUUCACAACAACUUUCACAACCUAAUGUAGAAAUCUCAAAUCCCGACGAUGCAUCGGUCAAUGGAGAUGAGAUAAGGGAAGAAGAAAGCCUGGAUAGAAGGAGCCGAAGUGACGCUAGCAGUGAUCAUGAUACAAAUAUUGACACUACUAUUACAAUCUCAAAUAAGCAAAAUAUCGAUAAUCAAUUCAUUAACACAACAAUCACAUCAAAUAUUUUUGAAGACGAUACAUUAAAUCAAUUACAAAAUGUCAUAGGCAUAAUUGAAGACAAUGAAUCACAACUAUACCAAAAUAUAAACAAUACAGCAUCAAAGGAACUACUAAUGGAGAUAUUUAACAAAAUCAAAGGCAUAAUUUCAUAG